This is a messenger RNA of Penicillium daleae, 870 nucleotides long. Its product is annotated as thermonuclease family protein. Gene Ontology annotation, cellular component: mitochondrion; cytoplasm. NCBI's taxonomy places the organism in Eukaryota, Fungi, Ascomycota, Eurotiomycetes, Eurotiales, Aspergillaceae. The record is from RefSeq and is a predicted model, not a curated record. The transcript has 2 exons. The coding region runs from base 1 to 870 and encodes 289 amino acids.
AUGCGAUGGCCACCAUGGAGUACCGAGUCAAGCAAUGACGAUAAACAACAUCCAGAGCGCACCUCCAAUUCCUCAAGCGCGUCGACCUACCCCACACCGACGACAAACAAGUCCGACUCGGGUCUGUCCUGGACCGGCUUCACAGAGUCCAGGACGCUCAUAUCGACCGUACUCUUGACAAGCGGCAUAUUGUUAGCUGUGCGAUUUCACCGCACCUACCUGCGCCGUAUCCCCGACGCGCCUAGCAUCUCACCCUCGUUCCUCCGGCGCCGCACCAUCUUCGGAAAGGUGACCAGUGUUGGCGAUGGUGACAAUUUCCGGAUAUUCCACACGCCUGGUGGCCGACUUGUGGGAUGGGGCUGGCUACCAUGGAAGAAAAUUCCUACUACGAAGAAAGAGCUGAAAGAUAAUACCAUUCACAUCCGUUUAGCAGGCAUAGAUGCCCCCGAACUCGCGCAUUUCGGCCGGCCCGAGCAACCAUUCGCCCGCGAAGCCCACCAGUGGCUCACCUCCUAUCUACAAGGCCGUCGCGUCCGGGCCUCCGUCCACCGUCAGGACCAGUACAGUCGUGUCGUGGCUAGUGUAUCCGUCCGGCGCGCCUUUGACUUUCCCCCAUUCCGUCGGAGGGAUGUCUCAUAUGAGAUGUUGAAGCGUGGCCUGGCGACGAUAUACGAAGCCAAGGUAGGCGCCGAGUUUGGAGGCGAAAAGCUGGAACAGAAGUACCGCCGCGCAGAGUGGUGGGCGAAAGCACGGUCCAGGGGUCUCUGGAAGGAUUAUCACCGUAAUGGGUCUAAUUGGGAAAGCCCGAGGGAGUAUAAGAAUCGGAUGGGAAUGGGUGACCCCUCUGACAAUGGCGGUAAUAAAUCAUAG